Molecule: messenger RNA, 1140 nt
Organism: Glycine soja
Lineage: Eukaryota; Viridiplantae; Streptophyta; Magnoliopsida; Fabales; Fabaceae
Product: adenine phosphoribosyltransferase 4-like
Exons: 6
Coding region: 200-760 (186 amino acids)
Biological process (GO): adenine salvage
Cellular component (GO): cytosol; cytoplasm
Molecular function (GO): adenine phosphoribosyltransferase activity
Source: RefSeq, a predicted model, not a curated record
UUCAACCCAUCCCUUCUUGGCUAGUUCUCUCACACACACUCUAUAAAUACCCCUGUGGAUAAACUUCCCUUGUUCUUAUUUGUUACUACUACUGCUUUGCCUUCAUACUUAACUCAAUUCUAGUUUUGUAGAGAGAAGAAAAAAACCAACCACUCUUUUUCUUUCAUUUGCAAUUUCUGUGUCACCAAUCAUACACACAAUGUCGGCUUACAGAGACGAGGAUCCCCGUCUUCAUGGCAUCAAAACUAAGAUUCGUGUUGUCCCUAAUUUCCCCAAACCUGGUAUUAUGUUCCAAGACAUUACUACUCUGUUGCUUGAUCCCAGGGUCUUUAAGGACACCAUAGAUUUGUUCGUUGAGCGAUACAAAGGCAAAAACAUUUCUGUUGUUGCAGGAAUUGAAGCUCGGGGUUUCAUUUUUGGUUCUCCCAUUGCACUGGCAAUAGGAGCAAAGUUUGUACCAUUGAGGAAACCGAAAAAAUUGCCUGGCAAAGUUAUUUCUCAAGAGUAUAUUCUGGAAUAUGGAAGAGACUGUCUUGAGAUGCAUGUUGGAGCUGUUGAACCUGGUGAGCGUGCUUUAGUUGUUGAUGAUUUGAUUGCAACUGGAGGAACACUCUGUGCAGCUAUGGACUUACUAGAGCGAGUGGGAGCAGAGGUAGUGGAGUGCGGAUGUGUAAUUGAAUUGCCAGAAUUAAAGGGCCGUGAACGGUUGAACGGGAAGCCCUUGCAUGUGUUAGUGGAAUGUUUUGAGUGCUGUGAAUAGAUGAAGAUGUAGAUGGGGGAAUGCGUCACCACCAAGUGGGUACUUUCCUAUAUGGAAAUCCUCUGCUUCCUCCUUUUUAACGAUUAAUGAAAUAGAAAGACUUUCCCUAUUGAGACUCAAUGAAUGGCUUUGCCCCAAGAUUUUGAUGUGGAAAAAAUGCUUUUUGGGGCAAUAUGAUUGUAAUUGGAACUAGGAACAAUUACACAUAAAAUUAAUGACUCUGUAUGACCCCUUUGGUGUAUCCUCUCUUUGCUUACCCACCCUUCUAUUUCAAAUAAAACCAUUACUUUGACUACAGUAGAUUUCCAAGAUCAAAGAUCAAAAUUAAAAUAUGGAAUUUGCAUUGUUGGAUUUGGAGUAUAGUGGUUUGGUGUCCUUCA